AUGGAGCAAGGAAGAGAUUCAACGCUGGUACACUCGCAGCCCGAGCUAACUCCUCUGGAGGGUGAGGUCUUGGAGGAAUACGAAAAGCUGGCAGACAACAUGAAAAAACUUGCAUCUACACUAGAAGACUUAAGCAGCUCUCCAAGCACCGAGAUCCUUGACGGGCUACGCGAGCUGGAGCGCAAGACAAGCUUGGUCUUCACCCUUCUCAAGGCGAGCGUGUACAGUAUAGUGCUGCAACAGGAGAUUGAUUGGGGCGACCAGGCUGGUAACCAGCAGUAG
Messenger RNA from Colletotrichum truncatum, 282 nucleotides. RefSeq names its product dash complex subunit dad3. Lineage: Eukaryota; Fungi; Ascomycota; Sordariomycetes; Glomerellales; Glomerellaceae. Gene Ontology annotation, molecular function: microtubule plus-end binding. The record is from RefSeq and is a predicted model, not a curated record. Gene Ontology annotation, biological process: attachment of spindle microtubules to kinetochore. Gene Ontology annotation, cellular component: DASH complex; mitotic spindle.